ACAUCCCGAUGCCCAUCCUCUACGGUGUGUUCCUGUUUAUGGGUAUCGCGUCUCUUAAGGGGAUGCAACUCGUCAACCGCAUCAUGAUCCUUUUUAUGCCCAUGAAAUAUCAGCCUGACUACAUCUACCUGCGUAACGUCCGCAUACGCAGGGUCCAUUUCUUUACAUUCAUUCAGGUUGCGUGCCUGGCGUUGCUGUGGGUUAUCAAGGAAGUGAAAAGCAUAUCUAUUUUGUUCCCUAUCAUGGUGUUGGCAAUGUGUUUCAUCCGAAAGGCACUCGACUGGGUGUUUACUCAGAACGAGCUCAAGUUGCUCGAUGACAUUAUGCCGGAGAUCAGCCUGCGUGAGAAAGACGACAAGAAGAAGGAGGAGGAGGCCGUGCUGAGACAGGAAGAGGAGUGUGAGACCUUGUUGGACCCCAAGAACGCUGCGCCUGGACAAGAAAACUUUGCACCCAAGGCCUCCAUCAUGAACUUUGCAAUCAAUGGAGGCACGGACAGUUUUGUCAAUGAAAUGAAUAUAUCCGAAGAGAUUGCAAAGAACUCGAUAUGGAAGAAUAUUCAGUCCGGAGAACGUCAGAACAAUAGUGAUUCAUCCUUGAAUAUGAACUCCAGCAGUAAAAGGAAGCACAAGAAGAGGCAUAAAAAAGACGGCAACGGUUUCCACGGCACUGGGCUGGCCCCGAUACCCAGCUCUCCAACUGAGAAAUCCCCCGGAGGAGGGGGGAACGGGAAAUCAAAGAAAGGGGUCGCCUUUUACAUAGAGGAAGAGGAUAGUGACAAGGAUGAGAAAUCAAGAUGCAUGCAUAUACCAGAGAUAAUGGUGGAUCCACCGAGCUAUUCCUCUAUAGAUAGUGCUAUCUCGAAGGCUAAAUACUAAAAAUUGUAAGGCUAAAUUGUAUGGAUUUAAGAUAAUUGUAAGUCACAGCUCUAAGAAUAAUAAGAUAAUUGCUAGGCAAAAUUCUGAGGACCUUAAAAUUAUUUUUUUAUUAUUGAUAUCUGUGUCCAUAUACCGGAGAUACUUGUAGAUCUGCCGAGCUAUUCCUGUAUAGAAAGUUCAAACUCUAAGGCAAAGUUCUAAGAAUGUUCAUGUUAUUGUGAGGCAAAGAAUUUUAAGAUAAUAUUAAGGAAGAAUUCUCAGAUAAUUAUAUAAAAAUAAUUGUAUGAUAAUUGAUAUAUGUGCUAAUGUUUGUCUCAAGGCAAAAUGUAUAAAGUUAACUCAAGAGCAUUUUUUUCUUAGAAUUUUAAGAUCAUUGGUCUAUUAAAAUGUUUUCAUUUCAAGAAUUUGAGACGCCUACGCAUAGAUUUUAUGCUGUCUACCUAGCGCUUUGGAGGUCAAGAGUUCGAUACUCCCUGUUGGGGAGUUCUUUAGAUUUCCACUAUAUACACUCAAAUCUGGUUCUAUCCAGGAAACAGACUCGCGAGCGUUUCAGAUAAGCCUAAGGCUUUUGAUGCAAUCCAGCUGAAAUAAAUAUGUUUAAAGAAAGUGAAGUGGAAUCAGUUUCACUUUAUUUUUUAAUUUUCAACAGGAAUGCUGUUGGUGCAGUGUAUAGAGACAUUGUAUUAGAUGUGGUUUGAAGUUGAUCACUAGAUUGCAGUAUAUGCAUAUUAGUAUUUAGAAGGGAGAUUCAAGAUUCUUGAAAAUAUGAAAUAUUCAUUCCAUUUCAUGUAAAUUUGAAUCAUUCUGUUGUGGCGUUCUUUAAACUCUAAAGAUAACUUUCAUUAGUUGUAGAUUAUCGUCUUUGGUAGCGAAACGUAUAAUAACUGUGUGGUUUUUAAAAAUGUGUGUAUUUCAAAUCAAAAUUAAUCUUAAAAUGUUCCUGGAAAAUAACCUUAUACAGAUGUGUAUUGUUUCAGUAUCCAUACAUAAAUGUAUGAAUUCCAUACAUUUCUGAAUUCCAUCUGAAAAAAUCCAAAAAAUGUACGUACGUAUUCAUGUAACUUUAUCAUAUAUCUUCAUUUUGCAGAUAUGUUCCAAAUGAAAAAGAGGGUUCAUUUGACUGCAAUGUCCACGAUUGAAAAUGCCAAAGUUCCUGAAAUCGAAAUAAUAUGUGGUUCAUUUGUCAUGAGAAAUUAUGUCUGUUUUGCUGUGUAUACUAUUUAUACAUAUUGUUCAAUGCAUUGACUUCUAUGAUCAUGAUUAUUUAUACGUAAUGUUGUUUUUUAGGUGAUUGAAAUGCAAUAUGUGAACAAGUUAUUCAAUUGCGAUUUCUUUUCUGUUAAAAAGAAGCGUGGCUGUUGUUUUUUGAUGUUGGAAAUAUUCAUGAUUGCUUGUUGAUGUUUAAUUUAUGUUGAUUAUAUUCAAGGAUUAAAUUAUUACAAUAUUUCCAUGGCGUGGUGUUUUAGUCAGAAUAAAGUGAUUUAAUUAUUAAUAGCGAUUUAAUUAUUUAUAUUGAUAAUACUAUAUUAUGUUUUUGACCUGAUUACAUUUUUAUCUAUUUCAAUGCAACUUGUGAAUGAAAAUGUGUAGAUGUACUAGUGUGUAUGUGACAAUUUUAUAGUCCUACAAACAUUAUCAAUUAAAAACAAUUAAGUCUCAACAUUUGAUCAUUAAAUAAAACUGAAGUUAGGAUUUCUCUAAGACUCUAUACAACUUUUAAAGUGUGUAAGUUGUCAAUUGUGUGCCAUACAGGUGUGCUAGAAAUUGUAGUACACGUGAUGUUGAUAGUUUUGGUUGUUUAACAUUAAUGUAGACAUGUAUGUGUACUUAGUACCUGUGUGCAUGAGGUGAAAUAUAAAAAAAUUCUUUUCAUCAAAGUAUUGAGAUGUGAAAACACGUUACAAAAGUUUAGGUUUUGAUUUAAAAAAAGAUUGAUGUAUGAAAUAAAAGACUUAAUUUUUUGUUAUUUAGAAAUGUGUUUAUUAGUUAUUGAUUCUUUUUAGUUGCUUCUUUAUAUUCUGAAAUUUUAUUUGAAUUUUUCUUUUGUUAUUGUUAGCUUCUCUACACAUCUUGUUAAAAUUAUUGCGUUGGAUGUAAUUUUCUCUUGUUAGCUUUUGUAAUACAUCGGGACUUAAUUUUAAAGUUUUAGUAUGCUCUCCCAAAAUUUAUUUUGGGGUGAGCAUAUAGUUGCCGCUUCGUCCGUCCGUCCGUGUGUCCGUGAGUCCGUCAGUGCACAAUUUUUGUCCGGGCUAUUUCUCAGCAACUAAUGACCGGAAUUCAAUGAAACUUUAUGGGAAGCUUCACUAGCAAAAGGAGAUGUGCAUAUUAUCAGCGGGUUCUGGUCGUAUGACUAUUCACAGAGGCAUGGCCCUAUGACAUUUUCCAUUAACUGUACAUAUAGUGCAAUUCUUGUCCGGGCUAUUUCUCAGCAUCUAAUGACUAAUGACUGGAAUUCAAUGAAACUUUAUGGGAAGCUUCACUACCAAGAGGAGAUGUGCAUAUUAUCAGCGGUUCUGGUCGGAUGAUUUUUCACAGAGUUAUGUCUCUUUGAAAUUUUCCAUUAACUGUACAUAUAGUGCAAUUCUUGUCCGGGCUAUUUCUCAGCAACUAAUGGCCGGAAUUCAAUGAAACUUUAUGGGAAGCUUCACUACCAAGAGGAGAUGUGCAUGUUAUCAGCGGGUUCUGGUCGGAUGAUUUUUUACAGAGUUAUGGCCCUUUGAAAUUUUCCAUUAACUGUACAUAUAGUGCAAUUCUUGUCCGGGCUAUUUCUCAGCAACUCAUGACCGGAUUUCAAUGUAACUUUUUGGGAAGCUUCACUACCAAGAGGAGAUGUGCAUAUUAUUAGCGAGUUCUGGUCCGAUGAUUUUUCUUAGAGUUAUUGCCCUUUGAAAUUUUCUAUAAAAAAUUAUUGUCCCCCCAACUACUGUGCCCUCAAGACGUUUCCUUUUAUCUGAAUAUUUAGUGCAAUAUUGUGACCAAAAAACUUUUGGGGAGCAUCACCCGUCACCGACGGUUUCUUGUUUAUUAUAGUGUCAAGUACUUUAAAGGGGGAGGGGGGGUCGGAACAUUGCACUGUUUUAUAUCCUUAAUAUUUCCGUAUUAAAUGCAACGUUUGGUGUCUGAGCAAUCGGAAACAUACAUGUAUAUAAACUUAUUAAUAUAAUUAAAUGUGACUUAGUUCAGUUAUUUUCACUGUUAAUUGUGUUCUUAUUGUUACUUCCGUAUUAUAUCAUUAUUUAAGUGCUGUAUCAUUUUAAUUUACCAUCAUUUCCAGAUUCAAUCAUCACAAUUUAUUCGUUUCUAAAAUUAAGUGUUUUUUCAACAUUUGUUGAUUAUUUUAGGUAUGGAGUCGUUUGUAUUCAACUUACACUAUGGCAAUGCUUUUGUUAAUUGAGUUGACUUGUUUAUUUGUAAUUCUUGUAGUUUUCAAAUAUGUUAUUUCUAUACAAAGUUGCAGGUCAAAAUAUUUUUUUAUGUAAAAUACGCUCAUGAAAUCUAAGAAUCUUUAUUUCCUUGUUAUUCUCUUCCUAUAUGGUACAUUUCUUCGUUUAAGUCAUCUUGAAUUCACAUCGAGUCUACCAAUUUCUGUACUUACUCUGCUAUUGCCUAACAACCAUUAACUUCUCAGUCUUAAGCGGCACGUUCUUGGAAAACGGGGCUUAAUGCGUAUGCUUACCUGGGACAAAGUUUUGCGCAUGAAUACAGCCCGCUAUUUCUCCUCAGAUGCUGAUUUUUGUCUUGUUUUUCUCCUUCCAUUCUUGUUCUAGAAAUCCCUGUAUGGGGCAUAGUCUAACAUUUCUGAAAUAAUAACACAUUAAAUGUUUAGCAGUUGAUGUAGAAAUGUUGCAUUUGUUAAGUAAUGUUAUGUUCUUGGAGUGGAAACGUUAGUUCUGUUGUUUGCUUCAUUUUUCUUCAUACAAUUAUUUUCCCAGAUUUCAUGAUAAACAAUGAUUGUCUUCAUUUUAAUGUAAUAAUUGAAUAUAAUUUUUAAGACGCCAUUGUUAUUGAAGCAAUAUGAGAAUGCAAUACCCAUGUGUUUUGUGUGCGCAUCUUUUUCAUGAACAUUGAAGACUUACUUAUAAGAUCACAGAGGUCUGUUUUGGUUCGUUAGAGGUCAAUCUUUAUCAAUUCUGCAUUGAAUCAAAAGCAACAUUGAUUAUGAAACACGCUAUACAUCUGAAUACAAAGAAGAACAGAAUUGUUGUUUUAUUGUUAUCCCCGCCGAAAAAAAUUUGGAGGGGAUAUAGUAAUUGCUCCUGUCCGUUAGUCUGUCAGUCCGAAACUUUGUCCGGAGCAUAACUCCAAAUCUAUUCAAUGGAUUUACUUUAAACUUAGAAUAUAAACAGAUGGCAACUAGAAGAAGUGCAGUAACCAAGAACCAUAACUCUAUCUACCUUAGUUUUUUAAUGAUCUCCCCUUUUAUAUAACUUAAAGUAAAUUUUUGUCCGGAGCAUAACUCUAAAUAUAACUUUACUUGAAACUUAAAAUAUAAACAAAUGGCAACUAGGAGAAGUUCAGUGACCAAGAACCAUAACUCUAUCUACCUUAGUUUUUUAAUUAUCACCCCUUUUAUAUAAUUUUAAAGUACAUUUUGGUCCGGAGCAUAACUCUAAAUCUACUGAAAAGAUUUACUUGAAACUUGAAAUAUAAAUAGAUGGCAAGUAGGAGAAGUGCAGUGACUAAGAACCAUAACUCUAUAUACCUUAGUGUUUGAAUUAUCUCCCUUUAUUUAAUUUCAAAGUAUAUUUUUGUCCGGAGCAUAAUGAAUUAUCUCCCUUUAUUUGUUUUUACAAAUAGUAUUCUACUCUCUAAAACAAAUGUUGUCAUACAAGCAAACACAUUUCGGCAGGGGAUCUGGCACUACUGUGACAAGCUCUGUGACAAUUUCUUGUUUAUAUGAAGAAAUAGUAAAUAUAAUACUUGUGCUUGCAUAAUUUAUUUACCAAUUGUGCAUGUUGUUCUGAUGUUUGCAAUAAUUCUUUGUCUCAUCAAGUUUGUUUUGUUUUGAAAAAUCCUUAAACCUUGUAAUGUAAAACACAGUAUUAAGUGAUUUUCUAUUUAUGUACACAAUUAUUCCUAGUAUAUACGAUUUUAAGCCCAAGCUAAACAGGUUUUACAACUGAAUGAGCAGCCAUUUUAGUCUAGAUUAUGUUAUUUAACUAUGUGUGUUUUAUCUUGUUUAUUCAUAUUUUAUUAUCUUGUAUUGUUCUGCUUUUCCCAGGUGCACGCAUUGCAUAAUAUUUUACAGUGUUUACAAAGAAUUCCAUUAACGCUUAAAAAUCACAGUUGUUUUCUUUUAAAGCUUUACUAUUUUAUUUUUUUGUAUGGACUUUCAUUUGUCAUUAUUUAUUUUAUGUUUUAUUGCUUCUUCAUGUGCUGUUUUAUUGUUGCCAAUAUUGCUAUUUAUUUAACAAUACUUUGUUUUAUCUGUACGUAACUACAAAAAUGUUUUAAUAUUUUAUAACUGGAGGCUUCGACUUUUGUUUGACCUCAUUUUGAUUUUAUUUGAAUAUUUUUAAUUCAUAACAUAUUAUUACACGUAAUGUAUCUGAACAUUGAUUGUUCUUCAAGUUUGUUUAUGUUUUGUAUUUUUCCCGAUGUUACUUGCAGUGAAUUAUUUUUGGGGUUAAACAGUCAUCACUUAACAAUGUACUGUUUUUAAAACUUUAUUUUCGUGAAAAAAGCUUAAUGUUAGUUUUUUGUACAAACUUAUGCGUACAUUCAAAAUACUUAACUUUAAUUCAGCAGUUUUAUUUUUUGGACUGUUUUUUCUUUCAGACCAAAUUAUGUUUUGAAUUGUUAAGCUCACACAGUGCUCGUGCUGUGCUAUAAUGGUCACCCUAUCUCGGAUGUCGUGUGUUGUGCGUUGUGAGUAGUGUAUCAUACAACUUUUAGACUUGCCUCUCUGAAGGCCAUAUAAUAUUCAAUCUUGAAGAAACUCGGUCAGAAUGUAUAUAAUGACAAUAUCUAGAGUUAAAAUCUAGGCCAUGUGUGUCCAAACAUAAGGUCGCUUUGUAAGAAAAACAUUUUUAACUCUCUAAAGCCCACAUUUAUUAUUCAUUGUUGAUGGAAUAUGAUCAGAAUAUUUGUCAUCAACAUGAUCAGAAUAUUUGUCUUCACAAUAUUAACGCCAAGUUAGAAUCAGAGUCUCAUGCGUCAAAAAACUAGAUCACAUGCUUUCCCAAACUAGGUCACAUGUUCAGAUCUAGAAAAACAUUGAUGCCUCUUUGGACGCCAAAUGUAUUACUCAAUCUUAAUGAAACUUUGUCAAGAUAUUUAGCUUGACAAUGGCAAGGCCAUUUUUGAUCAACAAACUAGGUCAACGUGUCAGUAUUUGUUGUGACUUAAGCAAUUUGGAUCAUGAUUGCCCUCUUGUUAAAUUGCUAUCACAGUUGUUCGUAUGUUUGUAUACACAAAUGACUUACGAAAUGUAGUGUUGGGUCAUCAUUGCCCUCUUGAUAAAUUGCUAUCACAGUUGUUGGUAUUUUUGUAAACACAAAUGACUUACAAAAUGUAAUGUUGCCUCAGUACUCUGAAAUAUCCUAAAAAACGUUAUGUUGCCUUAAUGAUGACCUUUCAAAUCGUAUCAAUGAGCAAUUAAAUACAGUUUAAACUGUCAUGAAUACAGUUAACAUUGAAAUUUUUCUGAAUACGGUUAACAUUGUAAUUUUUCUUAUUGUGCAAAGAUAUGUUUGCAGAAAUCCUGGUUUACACUCAUACACAUUCUGUAAAUAGGACAUGUAAUGCAUACACAGUAAAGAAAACAUUAGAAUCCUGAAAUUACGCAACAAAUUUUCUAUAUUUAGCGUAAAUAAUGUUCUUUUAAGUGGUGGCCAUUUGAUGUGGUUUUAGUAAGUCCAUUUAUUAUCUUGUUAUGUGCAAGGCUGUCUAGUAUUGUUAAGGUAAUAUGUGGACGUAAUGGUGUAAAUGGUUUUAUUCAGAAGUUUAACUGAUUUUUCUAAAUAUUUUCACAACAAACAGGAAAAUAAAUUGCUAAUUAGAUUUGUCAUCUUUUAGUACUUCCUUUAGUAACAUUUCUAUUCUGCAGAACAUUAUAAGCUUUUUAACUGUUCACAUAAUGUAAGGGUCCGUAAAUUAUCGAAAUUUGAAGGCGUGUCAGUGGGUGUAAUAGUGCAUAACGACCCAACAGUGUUUGCGUCAUUUAGAAUCAGUUUGUUUAUGAUACAUUAUGUAGAUUCAGUUUAUUGAUGGUAAUUCAUGUAGACUCAGUUUGUUAAAGGUACUAUGUGCCCAUGUGUCUUGUGUUUUGUUGAAUAAAAGUGUACACUAGAAAAA
Dreissena polymorpha is the source of this 8174-nucleotide messenger RNA. RefSeq names its product electroneutral sodium bicarbonate exchanger 1-like. The transcript is spliced from 6 exons. Gene Ontology annotation, cellular component: plasma membrane. The coding region runs from base 9 to 878 and encodes 289 amino acids. Gene Ontology annotation, biological process: regulation of intracellular pH; monoatomic anion transport; bicarbonate transport. Gene Ontology annotation, molecular function: solute:inorganic anion antiporter activity; sodium:bicarbonate symporter activity. The record is from RefSeq and is a predicted model, not a curated record. Lineage: Eukaryota; Metazoa; Mollusca; Bivalvia; Myida; Dreissenidae.